Messenger RNA from Dipodomys ordii (Ord's kangaroo rat), 466 nucleotides. RefSeq names its product KH homology domain-containing protein 1-like. The record is from RefSeq and is a predicted model, not a curated record. Gene Ontology annotation, cellular component: cytoplasm. Gene Ontology annotation, molecular function: RNA binding. The transcript has 4 exons. Lineage: Eukaryota; Metazoa; Chordata; Mammalia; Rodentia; Heteromyidae. Bases 83 to 466 code for a protein of 127 amino acids.
CCCCACCCGUUCCCGGUGACAUGUGUCCUGGGAUGGCCUGGCAUGUUGUCACUGUGCAUGGCCGCGAUCCCCAGCGGCGGCCAUGGUGGUCACCACCGCAGAGGUUUCCAGAGAAUGGUGGACCAAGCCUGAAAAUUUCAAUGCCCCAUUGGUCUUUUACCUGGAAGAGGAGUUGGAGCAGAUAAUAUUCGGGCAGGAGGACAGAUACCUCCGCUGCAUAGAAGAGCACAGCCACACCCUCAUUCAGCUGGAGUCCUGGUUCACAGUCACAGGCCAUACCCGAGUCACUGUGCUGGGUCCACCUAGGGCCAGGCAGUGGCUGAUGGGCAUAAUAUGGCUUUUGGAGCACAGGAGCUUUCACUAUCGAGCUCGAGGUUAUCAGAUGCUGCAAAGUGUCCGGAGCCAGCCCCUAACCAACAAGGACUUGGCUGCCAGUCUCAGUGUCAGCUUGACUCCUUGGUGGUGA